GCCCAGAUCCCGGAGAGACCUGGGAGUGUGCGCACUGCCCCUUCCCUCGCGCGGCCCGGUGCCCUCGUUGUCCUGGCCGUGCUGGGCCGGACAUGCUGCCCGACUGCCUGUCGGCGGAGGGCGAGCGGCGCUGCCGACGGCUGCUGGCGGGGGCCACGGCCCGGCUCCGCGCUCGGCCCGCGGCGGCCGCCGUACUCGUGCCGCUGUGCUCGGUGCGCGGGGUUCCGGCGUUGCUCUACACGCUGCGGUCCAGCCGUCUGGCCGGGAGGCACAAGGGUGACGUCAGUUUCCCAGGUGGCAAGUGUGAUCCCACUGACCGGGAUGUGGUUCAGACAGCCCUGAGGGAGACUCGUGAGGAGCUGGGCCUUGUGGUGCCUGAGGAGCAUGUGUGGGGUGUCCUGCGGCCCUUGCAGGACCAGCCAAAGGCCUCUGUGGUGCCAGUGCUUGCUGGCGUGGGCCCGCUGGAUCUCCAGAGCCUCAGGCCCAACCCCGAGGAGGUGGAUGAAGUGUUUGCACUGCCCCUGGCCCACCUGCUGCAGGCGCAGAACCAGGGCUAUACCCACUUCUGCCAUGGUGGCCACUUCCGCUACACACUGCCCGUCUUCCUGCAUGGGCCACACCGUAUUUGGGGGCUCACAGCCGUCAUCACCGAGUUCGCCCUGCAGCUGCUGGCACCUGGCACCUACCAGCCUUGCCUGGCUGGCCCUGAGCUGCCCAAGGGCUGAAGGUCUGGCCCUGAUCAACCCCUGCCUUUGCCCUGUGGGGCCAGCUCCACUCCAGGACUGAAUAAAGAGACUUUACCACCUCCAUGGCAA
Camelus dromedarius (Arabian camel) is the source of this 815-nucleotide messenger RNA. It is a transcript of the gene NUDT8, whose product is annotated as nudix hydrolase 8. The transcript is spliced from 4 exons. The record is from RefSeq and is a predicted model, not a curated record. Gene Ontology annotation, molecular function: coenzyme A diphosphatase activity. Bases 93 to 725 code for a protein of 210 amino acids. NCBI's taxonomy places the organism in Eukaryota, Metazoa, Chordata, Mammalia, Artiodactyla, Camelidae.